This is a messenger RNA of Pararge aegeria (speckled wood butterfly), 2313 nucleotides long. Its product is annotated as adhesive plaque matrix protein-like. NCBI's taxonomy places the organism in Eukaryota, Metazoa, Arthropoda, Insecta, Lepidoptera, Nymphalidae. The record is from RefSeq and is a predicted model, not a curated record. Gene Ontology annotation, cellular component: extracellular region. Gene Ontology annotation, molecular function: chitin binding.
AUGCGGCAAUCGCAACAGUUCACCCGAGAUACCUUCGUCCGCUCAUCCGCCGUGAAGAACAUUUGGUUCACGGACAUUAUGCUUAUUGCAUCGGUUAUCUUCGCGCAUUUUCCGGCGGGCGGGCAUCGAGCUUUCAUCCCUACCCCACGGGCGGGCGGCGCACGCGCAUCCCCGAUUGGCGGCCAGUCCCUUUGCGGCGCACCUCGCGGCAACAUGUCUCCCGUGUGGAUCGUGCUCGCUUUGCUCCCAAUCCUCGGGGGAGCUCAACGUUUUAACUGCCGGGGACGCAUCCUUGGAGCGUACUAUGCUGACGCAAAAUCUGGAUGCAAGGCGUUCCACGUCUGUGUGCGAGUAGCUGGUGGCGGCAUUCGAGACUUCCGCUUCUUCUGCCCCCCUGGUACCUUGUUCCACCAGGAGGCGCAGACCUGUACCGAUUGGGGUGAUGACGACCCCCUCGCCUGCCCGGCAGACAUCUACGAUGGUCAGUUCGAUCUCUACAAGAUCGGAUCUGGUUUUGACACAAAAAAAGUAUCGACUUCCGGAAACCGAGAAGAAGAAUCCGAAUUUGGGCUUCAGAGAGCAGAAACCGGUGACCGCCGUCUAUCGCAAAACGCUGGAUCAAAUGGUGCUGCCUCUGACCUUCGAGCAGCGCAUUCAUCGGACUUUUUCACUGGACAACGUGAUCGAGGUCGGGAUGAACCAGUAGCUCAAACUCAGCAGCCAACGUCUGUACCACCAGGUCGACCAGCAUUUCAAUCCUUUAGGAGAGCAACUACAGCACGUGUAACAUAUCCAACCACCCUUUAUACUACACCAGCACCUACUUCUUUUCCCAAAUCACAACCUUCCAACCCAUCUCAAUACAAUGGUCCCAAGCGAAAAAUAAGAAAACGUCCAAUUUACACCCCCACAACACCACCGACAACAACUGCAGUCGAAUACACUUUUCCUCCUCAAACAUACUCCGAACAACCGCAACAAAAUGUUAAUCGAAGAAAUCCUACUCACAUUAAACAGGCUCCAACAACAACAGUAAAUAUACCUCCUCAAUACAAAGAUGAAUACGUAGAAGUCAGCAAAGUCACUGCAAAGCAAAACAACAAUAGAUAUUUCUCUAACGGUCCCUCACCGACUUCCUUUUCGCAAACCACACAGGCCCCUAAUAAAAACGAAGCUCUUGUAGAGUUAUAUAACUAUGAAAUUCAGUCCACUCCUGUAACAAACAUAAACAAUAACAAUCCACCUUUUAAACUGCGAAAUAGUUUUAGUGUACAAUCUGACUUUUCUAAGGAGCCUGAUUUUGUAAAAGUAAGAAAUUUAAAUGAAAAUAACAGCAGAAGUUCUCCUACUACUACAGUUGACUACAAUUCUGUCCGUGGAACAAGUACACCAGCGUACAGAAACUUUAAUAGUGUUUCAUACGAACCGGAAAAGAAUAACUUUGCUUCAUUUUCAGGUGCUAAACAAAACUAUUACAAUAAUCCCACAACCACUUUUGCUCCUACCACGAGUUAUACAACUGCUCGUGUUGAUCCGUUUGCAAACUUAAACACUGUAGCUUAUAAUACGAAUAUUGGUUUUAAUACCCAAUCUUCGAACUACGCAGAGAGCGUAGAAGACGAUGGACAAUAUCGACCACCCCAAGGUGAGGACGACGGUCAAUACAGACCGGAGUUGUACGAGCGUGAAGCAGAGUUACUGGCAGGUGCCCACUCAUUAAAUAUAGCAGCUAGUGGAAAUAGAUUGCCAGAAGAUCAGAAGCAAUACUCAAAAACUCAGUCACAAAAGUCGUCUGCUAAAACAGCUGCUCCUCGUCCUUUUAGACCUGCACCGACACAAUACUCACCAACAACUCACCCUCCAGCAGUAGAAUAUACAACAACAGUACGACCGCGAUCCGAACCAACGACCCUCCGAGCUUUCGAUUAUUAUCAGACUUACACAACCACAUCGAGACCUUUCGAACCGCCUUCCGCUCCAGCUUAUACUUUUGCUCCGGCCAGUAACGCAGUCAAAAUAACUAGUACGUCAGCUCCUAAGACGACUGAACAUUAUCAACAAAGAGAGACAGCGCCACCGACCUCACCACCUUCAUCAUAUUCCUCGAAGUCCACAAAGCCACCGUACUACUCAAAACCCAUCCGUCAGGAGGACAACAGUUACGACUACGCGUACUACGAUUCUGACCCUGGUUUCUCGCAAUACGAUCACAUAGAAGAAUUUGGUAGAACAAAAACUAAAAAUUAAAUGUGUAUUUGUACUGCUUCCACUGCCAUUGUUUUAGUCGCCUCUUUAGAUAUCGAAUUAAAGCAC